This is a messenger RNA of Osmerus eperlanus (European smelt), 1836 nucleotides long. RefSeq names its product RAB14, member RAS oncogene family, like (gene rab14l). The transcript has 8 exons. Gene Ontology annotation, cellular component: trans-Golgi network; phagocytic vesicle; Golgi apparatus. Gene Ontology annotation, biological process: Golgi to endosome transport; phagosome maturation; endocytic recycling. The record is from RefSeq and is a predicted model, not a curated record. The coding region runs from base 161 to 808 and encodes 215 amino acids. Gene Ontology annotation, molecular function: GTPase activity; GTP binding. Lineage: Eukaryota; Metazoa; Chordata; Actinopteri; Osmeriformes; Osmeridae.
CCUUUGUCCCAGAAGCCCAUUGUAUACAACGGAGGAAACCCUGUUCACCGCUAGCAGCCAUCUUGGAUAGAGAUACUUCUGCCAGGAUAACCUGCAGAUCCCUUCUGAAGAGCUCAAGACGAUAUAACAUUAAAAAAAAAUACACAUAACCCGAGCCAAGAUGGCGACCGCACCAUACAACUACUCCUACAUUUUUAAGUACAUCAUUAUCGGAGACAUGGGCGUAGGGAAGUCAUGUUUGCUUCACCAGUUCACAGAGAAGAAAUUCAUGGCGGACUGCCCCCACACGAUCGGGGUGGAGUUUGGGACGAGGAUCAUCGAGGUGAGCGGCCAGAAGAUCAAGCUGCAGAUCUGGGACACGGCCGGCCAGGAGCGCUUCAGAGCCGUCACGCGCAGCUACUACCGUGGUGCCGCGGGGGCGCUGAUGGUGUAUGACAUCACCAGGAGAAGCACAUAUAACCACCUCAGUAGCUGGUUGACCGACGCCAGGAACCUCACAAACCCCAACACCGUGAUCAUCCUGAUUGGGAACAAAGCUGACCUGGAGGCUCAGAGAGACGUGACGUACGAGGAGGCCAAGCAGUUUGCUGAGGAGAACGGCCUGUUAUUCCUGGAGGCCAGCGCUAAAACGGGGGAGAAUGUGGAGGAUGCCUUCCUGGAGGCAGCUAAGAAGAUCUACCAGAACAUCCAGGACGGCAGCCUGGACCUGAACGCUGCAGAGUCAGGAGUGCAGCACAAGCCCUCGGCCCCCCAGGGGGGGCGGCUCACCAGCGAGCCCCAGCCCCAGAGAGAGGGCUGCGGCUGCUAGUGGACCACACUCCUCUCCUCCUUCACUCUCCUCUCCUCCUUCACUCCAUCAUUCUCUCUCUGUUCAUCUCUUCUCCAUCACCUCCCUCCACCGCCCCUCCCUGCUCCACACCACAGACAGAGGGGAUGGGGUGGAUGUAGAAGGGUGGAUGAUGGAGGGAGGGAGAAAUGUUUUUGACUUAGUGACUACAUCCCUUUUCUGCUUCCUCUCUGUCUCCCCCCUCUCCCUCAUUCUCUUCCUCCAUUCACCAGUCAGCACAGGUUAUCAGCUGUGAACCACACAUACACAGCAGGUCAUAUUCAUAACAAACUGAAACUACAAGCUUUUGUUUUUUAACGUUGCUUUUAUAGCAUAUAACAGACCCCCUCGGUUCCCCCAGAGGACUAAACUCAGCCUGUAUAAAGACCCCUGGUAGAUGCCCAUCCCCCUCCUCCCCAGCAUCACAGCUGCAGGUAGAUCCACCAUUGUUAGUUUGGAUCAAGUUUGGUUUUGCUGGCCUGUGAUUGGCUAAAUGUGUCCAGUCCAGGGAUUGGGAUUGGGAUUGGACAGUAAAGGUGAUGAUGUAAUUUAUGACCCAGCAACACAGCUGGGAUGUUGCUGGUUGUGUGCGAGAGACCUGUUGAUGACAUCAGAUACAGGAUUCCCCUCAAACUGCUUGUGCUCCAGCAUCACAGGAGACCGUGUGUGUGUGUGCGUGCGUGUGUGUUUAGAGGGUCGGGGACCGUUUUGACUAAGUUAAUGACACUUUACAGAUUAGGCAUUUUUUUCUUUAGAUCAUUAGUUUCACCUCCCGCCCUUUCUCCUCCUCUCACCUCCUCUCCCUCUCUCUCUCUCCUCCUCCUCCCAGCCCCAAUCACAUUAGUAGAAUCUGGCUGUCCUCACCAGCAUUUUCCUUGUUGUCGUAUGUUGCCUUAUUGUUACGAUUUAAUGUUAAUAUUAUUACUGUUAAAUCUUAUUUUCGCUGCGCUUGCUCUAUAUACCGCUGUUUAGACUCCUGUCCAAAAAGAAUAAAAAAAAACAUUUUACAA